Messenger RNA from Capsicum annuum, 813 nucleotides. RefSeq lists its product as uncharacterized. Lineage: Eukaryota; Viridiplantae; Streptophyta; Magnoliopsida; Solanales; Solanaceae. The coding region runs from base 1 to 813 and encodes 270 amino acids. The record is from RefSeq and is a predicted model, not a curated record. Gene Ontology annotation, molecular function: nucleic acid binding. The transcript is spliced from 2 exons.
AUGAUAGAGGUAGAAUUGUUCGACGUUUGGGGCAUCGACUUUAUAGGGCCUUUUGUGAGUUUAUAUGGGAUGAGAUACAUUCUAGUUGUUGUUGAUUAUGUACCAAACUGGGUUGAAUCCAUUUCUUUGUCUGACAAGAAGGGAAAAGAGUGGUUGCGUUCCUUAAAAGGAACAUUUUCUCUAGAUUUGGGGUGCCAUGCACCAUUAUUAGCGACAGUGGAUCUCACUUUUGAAACCGAGUGUUUCGAGCUGCCUUGCCAAAUGAAUGCUAGCAGACAAGACUGGUCUAGGAAGCUGGAUGAUGCCUUAUGGGCAUACAGAAUGGAUUACAAGACACCAAUUGGCAUGUCACCGUACCAGUUAGUUUAUGGUAAGGAAUGUGAUUUACCAAUUAAAUUGGAGCAUAAGGCGCUGUGGGCACUUAUAAGGCUGAAUUUGAAUUGGAAUAAGGCAACACAAUUGAGAUUGGGUAAGCUGAAUGAGAUGGAUGAGUUCCGUCUUGGUGCUUAUGAAAGAGCCAAUCUUUACAGGGAGAAGAUAAAGAAGUACCAUGACCGGAGGAUUGCAAAAAGAGAUUUUCAAAAUCAUGAUUGGAUGCUUCAAUUCAACUCUAGACUGAAUCUAUUUAUAGGUAAGCUUAAAUCGAAAUGGUCGGGUCCAUUCCAAGUUAAUCAAGUCUAUUCAUCUAGAGUAGUUGAACUUGCAAAUGAAGAUGGAAGUGUCUUCAAAGUGAAUGGGCAGCGACUGAAGUUGUAUAUCGGUUCAAUGGACAUGAUGAAGCGCAUAGCUACUAUCUAUCUCAAUGAAGUCUGA